AUGCAGGUCGAGCUCUCGUUUAUCUUUCCACACGCGCUCAAGGAGCUGCCGGUGAGCUUCUUUGUUCCCCUCUCCUCCCAGCGUCCGCACACCGUGGCGAAUCUGUUCUUCAUGUGCUCAGGGCAGCUGCCCUUGCCAGCGGAGCUGCUUUCUGCCCUGCACCUGACGGAGGCCGAGGUCGCCUACGCAACGCCUGAUGAUGCCAAGGCGGCUGGGCUGUUGCCGCUGAGCGACUCGGCAGUCGUUCGCAUCGACAAGGCGUCUGUGAUGGAGAUCGGCAGCAGCACCACCAAGUCGAUCUUUGGCGGCUUCAUCCCAGAUGAAAGGGUGACGCUGCCGGCUGGCACAGCCGCGCGCGGACAGAGCAUUGCAGCCACCAUGUCCUCGCUGAAGGCGGGGACACUUCUGUAUGGCAACCUCGGCAUGCCGAACACGCAUGCCAGCCGCUACUACAUCCUUCUCGAGCCUGUCACAACGCCGGAGCAGCGACACGAGUUCUCCGACUUCGCACCGCUUGGAACGGUGACAAGUGGCUUGGCGGAGCUGAAGAGGGCGGCAUCGCAGACGGCGGUGCACCCACGCACGUUUGUGCCCAAAAAGAAGGUGGUCGUGUCGGGGUGCCGAAUGCAGCUCGACUACACGCACCUGUCAUCUUCCACGGCAGCCGGCGCGUCUACGACGCUUGGCGGGCUCCGCGACGGCACCGGUCAAGACGCUGGGAAGCAAAGGCCUACAGAGCCGCACGAGCGCGUCGCUGGCCGUGUGCGCCGCCGCGAUGACGACGGUGACGAGCCCGAGCAAGCUGACCCGCGCAAUGCAUUGGACGACGACGGCAACGCCAUCGGCCCUGGCGCAGCGCCGUUGCACAGCUCCGGCUUCUUCAAGAUAUCGGCGCGCUUCCCGAAGGCGGUGGCGGUGGCGGUGGCGGCCUCCGGCGCGGGUCCCUCUCUGAAGCGGCGCCGUGCAGAAGCAUUCGUAGUCGGUGAUGACGGCCUGCCGACCCUCCGCACGACGGCGAUCGCACCUGGCAAACAGGUCGGCGGCGACGGCACCGCCGUACCGUUCGACUUCUUCAAGGCCCAGCAAGACGCCUUCAUGAAUAACAUUGAAGGUAUCAAGGAUGCGCAGCUGCAGCGAUUCAAUCGUAAAGCCGGAAAGAUUAUGAAAUCCAGGCGGGCAGGGGCAUCGAGCAGCUCAAGUAGGCGGCACGCCAGCUCGGAACAGCACAGCAGUAGCAGCUGCAGCGGCACACACGCCACGGGCUCAGGCGCCUUCUCAAAGACUGGCGCGAAAAAGACGAAGCCCAAGCGGUACUGA
This is a messenger RNA of Leishmania mexicana MHOM/GT/2001/U1103, 1317 nucleotides long. RefSeq lists its product as hypothetical. Gene Ontology annotation, molecular function: peptidyl-prolyl cis-trans isomerase activity. Lineage: Eukaryota; Euglenozoa; Kinetoplastea; Trypanosomatida; Trypanosomatidae. Bases 1 to 1317 code for a protein of 438 amino acids. The transcript has a single exon. The record is from RefSeq and is a predicted model, not a curated record. Gene Ontology annotation, biological process: protein peptidyl-prolyl isomerization.